AUGAAUUCGACCAUGUCUGAAGCGCUGUCGAGCGACUUGCCUGCGUGUGCUUGGAGCUGUGUCGCACAAGCCCUCAGUGCAUCAGCCUGCACAGCAAUGGAUACCUCGUGUUUCUGCAAGAAUGCAACUGUAGUCGACUCAGCCAUCGGGUGCUACAGUCUCUCGUGUCUCCCCAAGCAGAUCCUCUACUCGACCAACACCACGCGAUCUGCCUGCGGCAUCCCCGAGGCCAACCAGAAGGAUCUGACCCCCGCGCUGGCCGGCGCCCUGGGGAUGCUGGCCGUGCUGAUGGUCGCGUUGCGGAUGGGCCAGCGGAUCUUCAUGAAGAAGUCGUUUGGGUGGGAUGACGGGUUGAUUCUGAUGGCCCUGGCCUGUGCCUUGCCGCUGAACAUCAUGGCAUUCCCCAUGCAAAAAUACGGCCUCGGCACCAACAUCUGGACCAUCCCAUUCCCCCACAUCACCAAGCAGCUGAAGCUCCUCCUCAUCGCCGAGGUCUGUUACAUGCCCGCCGAAGCCCUCACGCAGCUGUCCUUCCUGGCCUUUUACCUGCGCAUCUUCCCCCUCACCAACUUCCGCUACGUGGUCUACACCAUGGCCGCCAUCUCCAUCUGCUUCGGCGUAUCCAACACCCUCGUCAUGAUCUUCCAAUGCACCCCGGUGUCCUACUUCUGGACCAGCUGGACCGGCGAGACCAGCGGCACCUGCAUCAAAAUCAGCGAUUUCAGCUGGUACCGGGCCGCGAUGCAGAUUGCCAUGGACCUGUCCAUCAUCGCCCUGCCCAUCUGGCCUUUAUCCAAGCUGUGUCUCAGCCUACGAAAGAAAAGCUUCGUGCUACUAAUAAUAACUGUAGUCAGCUGCCUCCGUCUGCAAUCUCUUGUCCGCUUCUCCAAAUCCACCAACAUCAGCAUGGAGGACAACCCCGCCAUCUACUGGAGCAUGGUCGAAUGCGACGUGGCCAUCGUGUGCGCCUGCAUGCCCUGUCUCCCCUCGCUGCUGCGGCCCAUCUUCCCGACCUGCUUCGGCACGCACCACUACGCCAGCGACAUCGAGCCGACCCCUCCCCCGCCCAUGCGGCUGGAUCGGAUCAAGAAGAUCAAUGAGUUCAGUGUGCUGUCGACGACGAUCUCUGAGGACGCGUUGAUGCAAAAUCGGAUGUAG
Molecule: messenger RNA, 1158 nt
Organism: Aspergillus heteromorphus CBS 117.55
Lineage: Eukaryota; Fungi; Ascomycota; Eurotiomycetes; Eurotiales; Aspergillaceae
Product: CFEM domain-containing protein
Exons: 7
Coding region: 1-1158 (385 amino acids)
Source: RefSeq, a predicted model, not a curated record